Chara braunii is the source of this 5064-nucleotide messenger RNA. Lineage: Eukaryota; Viridiplantae; Streptophyta; Charophyceae; Charales; Characeae. The record is from the annotation of a GenBank genome assembly.
GCCGAGUUCCCCUCGACGGCAUGUCAUGUGCGCAGGUGGCAGCUUACCGAACGAGGGCUUACUCACAAAGAUUGGGGAUGUUCCAAUACCGCCACUUGUCAGUACUGCGGGCUAUUCGCCUGGUAACACUGGUUCUUCAGGUGUCUCUCGGGAAGUUUCUCUACGACUCGGUCCCUGACCAGGCUGACCUUAAGCUUCAGUCAACAGAGUCUGACUUGUGUGUGGACCGUGCCAUUGAGUUUCUGUUAGUCAGUUGUUGCAUCCUUCUUCUCCACUCUCUCGUCAAGUGUUCUUUGAUCUUCUUUUCUCUCUUUUAUGUCUUCGCCGACCUCGUCAAACACCUCAUCUGCAAUCCCAUCUGCUGUCGCACUGGUCGUUGCGGUCGGUCCGAAGGAGGGAUCAUCGAAGGCUCCCUGCUCGAAGAACGGUAUAGGAAACACAUGGAGAUCGCCGCUGGCCACACGUGGUAUGUGCACUUGCAUCGUCAUUUCUUCUUUGAUGCUGAGGACGCUUUAAGGAACAAAGAAGUGUGUGGCCUGCCGGGGUACUGGUUCUUCAGCCAGAAGGAACUAUUGAGCAUCAUCCGGUGCAAUCUGCCUGCUGUGGCGGCCGAGCGCCACCCGUCGGCGACAUGGACCUGGGCGGAAGAAUCAGGCAGCAACUUGUCCUUAUCACAAAGCCUGAAAUCCUUACUCCAUCUGUCCCGAGCAUCACCUAAUACGGCUGGUUUGCAAAGCAUGAUGCCAGAUCUGCCCCAGAGUAGCCGCUGUGUGCACGAUGUUGAUGCUGGUCGAGACUUUGCUCAAGCUGGAGGUUAUACGACGAUGCUGGGAGUGCUGCAGUCCAUUCGACCCUAUUCUGAAGAAGCGCAAUGUGCUGCUUCCAUACUUGCUGGAUUUGCUGCAGGUCUGUCUGUCCUACCUUGGCAACCUGAUCGUAAUGCCGCAGACAAGGACUCCAUCCUGAACAUGCUGAAGGAAAACGUUUUCCGGGACUGCACAAGACAACUCUUGUCCUUGCUCUUCGAACUGCUUGAAACGUUUUCCGGGACCGAACAAGGCAGCUCUUUUCCCACUGGUCAACAGCUGAGCGUUCUGGAGGCAGCCGCAUCUGCAAUCUGUUCUUUCGCACGUGCUGCAAGCGAUAUACAUGCACAGUUUCAUGCAGCUGGUAAAGAACAACCUGACACACAAUCUGAUACUAGACGAAGCCCGUGGACAUAUCAGCCAUGCGUACAGCCUCGUACACAACCGCCAUGGGGGCCAUGUGCUGCACAACAGCCAAACGCACAGCAUGAUUGUGGCGGGGCUAAGGUAGUUGCUGCCUCAAAAAUGAGCAAUGCUUUCACGACGGCCUUCCCAGACGGUUGGCGACUGACAACAAACAUACCCGACUUUGAAACCGUAGAAGGGACGUGGGUAGCGGAUGUCGCCAACUUCUUCUUGACUGAGGACAAGAUCAUGACCAUUUUAGAUUGUGUGGUUAAUACGGUGUCACGGAACAUUGCUACGGACUGUUUGAGGACUCUGUCAUCACUCUUUUCAUGCACAAUGAUCUACUGGCACCGCUUUGAUAAGCGAAUGCCGGCGGAUUUCCCCCCACCUCUUUCUCUCAUCAAUCAUUUUCACAACUGUGACAACUCCAGUCCACCUAGCCUCACAGAUCGACUCAAAGAUCUCCUUCAUAGCUGUGUGGAGCGAGGAGAGCAGACUCUGAAUAGAUGUGUGGAGGCUGAGUUGCCCCUAUCCCAUCAUUCACAGUUGCAGCUGGCCAAGAUUUUCAUCUCCCAGGGCAUACGAGAUGUUGACGAAGACCUCGUGAAGCUCCUGCUGCAAUGCCUGUCCCACUGGACGAGCGCACUGGGGACGAUAGACGCCAGGUGGAGCGCUACGGAAACCAUAGAGACCUUGCGUGAUCUGUUCACGACUUCGGACCGUUGGGAGAACCUCUUGCUGAUGGUUGCCCCAGUGGUCAGUGGUGUCAUUGCCACGUGCUACGGUCUUGGUAUGGGCCACUUCGAUAACUUUCUCAGUAGUAGGUCAUCAUCAAGGGUUGAAUCAUAUUCCUCAUUCACGGACGCUGAAGUAUGUUUCUGUGGUAUCACUGCAUCUGCAGCUGGACUACUGGGGGACUUGCUCAACAUGGAAAACUACAGGGGCAGGCAACAACCAAUCAGCACCUUCCUUCCCCUCCACUGCGAGAGACUCACUGUGACAAUGCCUCAACAAUCCCUGUCAAUACCUACUAGUGGCAGUAGUGGUGGUUUAAGCAGACUGCCGACAACGCCGGCAGCGAGAAGCCUUGCCAGCCGACAAAGAAGUAGCACAUCUCUGAGCCUCCAUCAGGAAGGAGCAGGCUUUGUAUCGGACAGAUGCACAACAGAUGAUGCCAUUAUCACACUGUUCAAGAGCUUGAGCUUUAUCAUCUUCCGCCGGAUGUGUGCGAAUGUCUGUUGGGGUCCGCAUACAGAUGGACCGUUAAAAAGAGGCUCUUCUUUUUGCCUGAACCUUACUCGUAUUCCUAAAUCUACCAUUGUAACUUGGAUGGCGCUCAUCUGGGAAUCCUUGUCGAAUCCGGUGUGGCUACCUGCACCUGGUCUCAUUGAAAGCACAGGUUCUGACUCGGUUGCGGGUAGAGCAGGUGUGUACCAUAUGUCACGGCUUGAGAAGGCUGUGAAUGCUCGUUUAGGAUCGAGAAACGCUGUGAUUGUAAUGGAGUACAUUAUCCAGAUGUACGAGCCCCAGCUUGAUGCUAAGCUGCUGACUGUCCUUUUCACACCCCUGGUUUGCGGCCUGAAAAGGCCCCCUGUGGCCCCACCAGGGGGGCAGCAACACCCGGAGGGGUUACAUGAAAGCAUCUAUGAUGACAUCAUGGAGUACAGUGCCACCAAAAAGAUACUCAAGCGAGUCACUAACCGGAUUAUUGAGAAUUUUACGGACAGAUUGGCAAGGGAGAUGAUAGCAGAUCCAUGGUUACCAAGUCUUGACCUCCUCCAGUAUCUGAGCAAUGAGCUGCGGGACUGGAGGACUCGGAAUCCUGACGACGAGGAACUUCGCCAGUCCGUACUGGACUUAUUCCAACGCUUCAGAGCACCACCAGUUCGCACGCCGAGUCUUCAAAGGCUGUCGAGCCUCUGACUGCUCCUUUUCAUAGUGGCCUUCCGCUUUCGCUGCCAGCCCAGUCUCGAAGCCAGGUGAUCUCACAGUGUAUACCAGUAUGACCAGUACUUGGGCUCAAGCGGCAAUUUCGUCAAAAGGGACAUCUUUUAUUUUUUGAACAAAAUUGAAACCUACUAGUACGGCCACUACAUUGGCCCAAUUUAGGUCAAGAUUUUUAGCUCUUGAGGGUCUGGUGUUCUUAAAAUGCCCGCCCCCCUGGAUGUAUCUGGACUUAGCUGGAGUGCAGGUGGUUCGGCUUGUUAAGAACGCUGGACACCCUGGAUGUAUCUGGGCUUAGCUGGAGUCCCGGGUGGUACGGCAUCUUAAGAACGCCGGACCCUCAAUUUCGUAAAAAUUUUGACCUGAAUUGGGCCAAUUUAGUAGGUUUCAAUUUCAUUCAAAAAAUAAAAAUUGUCCGUUUUGACGAAAUUGCUGUUCUCAUGUGAACUGGUGAUUUAACUUCCUGAGGUCUCACAGGCAACAAGAAUUGGGAGACUUAUAUACCCAUGCCGCCAUGCGCACCUAGAACUUCGUAAGUCCUUCAAUGAGCUGAAUGAGCAUUGAAGAACCCCCAUUUGAACCCUGCUUGAACCUCUCUGGUAUAUGGUAACUACCUGACUAUGGUAUAGUACGCGGGCCCAGAGAACCCUAGGUCUGCUACUCCCUGCCGCUCGCUAGGGAAGUCGCUGUCUAGACAUCUGGGUACGAUCAUGGGGUUUUCCUGGUUAGAGGGGCCCCUUCAUACUAGUGGAGAGGAGUGGCACAGUGGGUAGUAUGUCUAGGUGUGUUCCCCCUUAUGUGUGUCUUGAACCACGGGGGUAAGAAGGCUGUCUCAUCUCGUGGGUGUGUGGGGGGGGAAGGGGUACACGAACCUUGUGGUAGGUAGGGAUGAAUGGUUCGGGUUGCUUAAUCGGUAGUUCAUCAUUCGAGGGGAGUAGUUGAUUCACAUACAAAGCGACCUCAUGGGCCACCUGCGGAGACCGCAUGGGGGGGUGGGAAAUCGCAUCGUAUGUAGAAAUACUUCCUCAGGCUGGGGUAGUCCAAGUAGUUAGAGUCUGCCUGAUGACCAGGAGGUGCGAGUCGAUGCUUGUCUCAUGGCUUAGGACCACCUGGCUGGCUGGUCGUCUCUAGGCAGUGUAUAGACAUUGGGGUACUCUCAUAGCCCCGUCAUCAGGGUACUAGCUGGCCCACCAGGUACCAAGCAAGGGUAGGCUGUGAGAUGGGCAUAGGGGCUGGAGGGACUAGUAGAGAGGACGGUGAUAAAGUGUAGCUCAGGUAGGACUUGUACUGAGCCUGUCUCCUGAGAAGUGGGUAGGAUAGGUGGAGCAGGCGGGGGUGUACUGUACAUUAAUAGGAGGGAGGUAGGCCUUCUACCCCUGUCUGAGGGGGGAUCGGCUAUAGGGAUGUGCUAAGUAAAUGGUUGGGGGACAAAGCUGCUUAGAGUGGGCCCGCAAUACACCCAGUUGGAGGCUGGAUCUGUAGGGAUGGAAUCUGAUCUCUGAUGGCAAACUGUAUGGUGUAGAAGGGACAUGACUUGCGAUAGGAAGGGCUCUAAGCCCGGCGCAGAGGACUUGGUCUAGGAAUGUCCAGAGGGCCAAGUGGGUCAUUCCGAACUUCGAGUGACUGAACCCUGGAGAGUAUUUCCUUGCUGAUACCCUGCCUUUACAACAGCCUGGGCGUUUAAAGAAAAAAAAAAAAGAAAGGGAACUUUGUAUGUCCCUAAGGCUUUAAUUAGUGAUCAAGCGCAUACUCGCUGACUCGCUGAGGAGCCUGAGAUCUCACGGGAAGAUGUACAUCAAUGUCAAUUAAACUUCCCAUUUGCUUGUUCUUGACAGUAAUUGCUCUUUAGAGUCUUUACUGAAGCAACUUGGGUCAUACCACCUGGCAACAAAAGAAUCCUUUCAAG